Gregarina niphandrodes is the source of this 648-nucleotide messenger RNA. Its product is annotated as putative polyprotein. The transcript is spliced from 2 exons. Lineage: Eukaryota; Apicomplexa; Conoidasida; Eugregarinorida; Gregarinidae. The record is from RefSeq and is a predicted model, not a curated record. The coding region runs from base 1 to 648 and encodes 215 amino acids.
AUGGACCGCGUCUUUGAAGGUCUCAUAGGAAACAAUGUCAACGUGUACAUUGACCAUAUUGUCGUGUACGUUGAUGAUUUGGAUACGUGGUUUGAGCGUCUGGACGAGGUGCUCGGGAGGUGCUGCGAGGAAGGUUUGUUUCUUAAGCUGAAGAAGGGUGAAUACGUGAAGCAGGAAGCAAAGCUGUUAGGGUUCAUUGAGGAAGGCAUCAAGCCAGACCCGAAGAAGGUGGCGGACCUGAUGAGAGUGGAAGCUCCGGGUAACGUAAGAGAACUGAGGUCGUUCUUGGGUUCUGUGACUUACCUCAAGAGGCAUAUUCCACAGUUCGCGAGUAGAGUUGCUGGCAUGACUGACUUGCUCAAAAAGAAGACUGAGUUUGUUUGGAGCGAGGCACGAGAGGAGGAGUUCCAGGCAGCGCCGGCAGACAUUGGAGAGUUCGUGCUAACGACGGACGCCAGUGAUCGGGCGAUCGGCGCCAUACUAGAGCAGAAGCAGGCCCGAGGGUGUGUUCCAAUCGAGUUUGGUAGCAAGAAGUUGGACGAGUGUCAACAGCGGUGGGAUACACGAGAAAGGGAGUUGUACGGUAAGGUUCUUCGUAGAGAGGUGGCAGGAUUACUUUUGCGCUGCGCCGUUUACCAUCAGGACUGA